CUCCAAUUGGGGAAAAGAACCUGACUCCACCUGCACAGAGGACAGAUGCGUAAGGGUUCAUUACACAUUGGGUCAGAAUCAACUCAAAUGGGCUGCUGGAGGAUGCAAAGGCCCUGCUUUUUAUGCAUGAUUUGGCGUGAAGCAGACUGGCAUCUGCAGGCCCAUUUGUACGGGGAGUGACUGCUUAACUGUUAACCAAGACAGAGUGGAUUUUGAAACAGCCGAGGAAGCGUGCCGUGUCAGGAAUGGAGAACUAAUGACACUUCAGCCUCAGACAGAUGAAAGGAUCCUUGACAAUUUGAGUGCAGAAUUGUUUGGAAACUUCUGGAUCGGACUGCGUUUGCCAGUCGGUGCCUGUAGCAACCUUUCAGCUCCACUCAGAGGCUACGAGUGGACCUCUGGUGGCACACGCGGGAGCUUCAUUCCAUCCUUCAGCACCUGGAAAGACAGCGUUAAAGUCUGCUCUCCACACUGUGUGUCACUUUCGAACGACCAAAGUUGGACAGAGAGACUGUGCACGGACAAAACUGAUGGAUAUCUCUGCAGAACAAAGCACAAAGAUGCAUGCCAGGCACAAGAAUUAUCAGAUUCCAAAGUCUUGAUCAACUCUCAAGGCUGUAAGACAGCCCCUUGUGAGCAUCAAUGCACGCCUGUAGAAGGAAGUUAUAAAUGCUCUUGUUUCAGUGGAUAUAUCCCAGACAGCAAAGACCCUAACCGGUGCAAAAUCCACUGUGAUACACAGACUUGCCCCAAGACAUGUGACUUAAACCCUGAUUCAUGCUAUUGUCCUGAUGGCUAUAUAAUUAAUGAAAAUCAUCUCUGUGAAGACAUUGAUGAAUGUAAAAUGGAACAAUGUCAGGAGCACUGUAAAAACACUUUUGGAAGUUUUGUGUGCUCCUGUAAAGAAGGAUUUGUCCUUAAAGAUGAAGUGAAAUGCAUCAAAGCAGAUGUCAGUGAGAGCUUUGACAUCACAACGCCUGUCACUGACGGUUCUGUCAAACCUGUUACCAAUAAUAAUACUCUGAAGGCUUUGUCUCCAACUACUGGGGGUUUUGUACGGGUAUGGAUCUUUGUUGCUGUGGCUGUGGUAGUGUUAAUAAUUGUUGUGAAGCUUUAUGUUGUCAAGCGUCAGAAGCGCAGAGAACAAAACUCCAGUCAACAGUCCACUGCUACUGCUGCUGUGGACAAUAUUGAGUGUUAACAUUACUCCAACUGGCCCUUUAACAUUUAUAGUUUGAGGAGACUUGCAUAUUCUGUACUGUUUUAAGUCUCUGUGUUGUGUCGUGUUUGAAGUAUUGUGAAUGUAGAUAAUGCAUGCUGAAGGAAAUAUGUUAUUAUCAAUAUAUUCGAUUGUUGGCUAUUAUGAAUCAUUAAAAGCAGUGAUACAGGGAAAAACACAA
Seriola aureovittata is the source of this 1400-nucleotide messenger RNA. RefSeq names its product thrombomodulin-like. Gene Ontology annotation, biological process: cell migration. Gene Ontology annotation, cellular component: extracellular matrix; external side of plasma membrane; membrane. Lineage: Eukaryota; Metazoa; Chordata; Actinopteri; Carangiformes; Carangidae. The record is from RefSeq and is a predicted model, not a curated record. The coding region runs from base 257 to 1201 and encodes 314 amino acids. Gene Ontology annotation, molecular function: extracellular matrix binding; extracellular matrix protein binding; transmembrane signaling receptor activity. The transcript has 2 exons.